Molecule: messenger RNA, 435 nt
Organism: Didymodactylos carnosus
Lineage: Eukaryota; Metazoa; Rotifera; Eurotatoria; Philodinida; Philodinidae
Source: the annotation of a GenBank genome assembly
AUGGUAGUUUCAUCAAAGAACCAUGAAUAUACUUUUGUCGCAAAUCCGCCAACAAUUGCUCCAAAUGCUCAUGAAUUUGUCAAUUUUGCAUUGAAAUAUCAUGGCAAUGCAUGGACUACGGCUGCAGCAUGUACUCUAUCAUGGCGACGCUCAAAUCAUGUUGCAGGUGGGGAAAUAGCAGUAGGUUUUCCAAAGAGAUGGUUACUAGGGGAGGGUUAUUGGAAAACAGAAGGUGAUAAAACGUGUAGAAAUGAACGUCGAAAGAUGCUAGCAACUGCAUUCUAUAUAGCUACACAUGCUAUACCUGUGCAUUCGGUGUUAGCUCUAAUGAUGCCAUUAGAUCCAGCACAUUGGGUACAUUUAGAUCCAUCAUCGGGGUGUAUUUGGGAUUGGGAAAUGGGUGCUUCCACGGUCCCUAUGAAACCCCGUACUUAA